Molecule: messenger RNA, 3602 nt
Organism: Paralichthys olivaceus (Japanese flounder)
Lineage: Eukaryota; Metazoa; Chordata; Actinopteri; Pleuronectiformes; Paralichthyidae
Gene: pdpk1b
Product: 3-phosphoinositide dependent protein kinase 1b
Biological process (GO): peptidyl-serine phosphorylation; intracellular signal transduction
Molecular function (GO): ATP binding; protein serine/threonine kinase activity
Source: RefSeq, a predicted model, not a curated record
AGUUGAGUCGGUUGUAAAUGUGGCGAGGGGGGCGGACACAGCGGGACUCUCCUCUGCUGUCCUGCGUUAACAUUGUUGUGGAACGACGUCACAGCUCGAAAAUGAAGGCGCAGAGGCAGCCAUUACUGGAGCUUCUCUAAUUAUUUUAUUCCAAAUAAAUACUCGAGGGAAACUCCCAUGGCAAGAGCUACAAGUCAGUUGUAUGAUGUUGUGCCCAUUCAGCCCAGUGUUGUCAUCUGUUCCUGCUCGCAUCCAUCAAUGGUAAGAAACCACCCUGACUCCUGCUCGCCACUUGCUAUCCCAGGCGCAAGCAGUAGCCACUGUCCCAGCAUGGAGGGCUCAGCCUCAGGGGCUCGAGCUGUAGGAGCGUCUGCCAGCAGCCAGGUCUCAGACCUCCGCGCACAGCCGGCUGUGCAGACCCCUCAGCCACGCAAGAAGAAGCCAGAGGACUUCAGAUUUGGCAAGAUACUGGGAGAGGGCUCCUUCUCAACGGUUGUCCUGGCAAGAGAGCAGGUAACAGGGAAAGAAUAUGCAAUUAAGAUUUUAGAGAAGCGCCAUAUUAUGAAGGAGAACAAAGCCCAGUACGUGAAAAGAGAAAGGGAUUUGAUGUCAAAUCUAGAUCAUCCAUUCUUCGUCAAACUCUACUUCACAUUUCAAGAUGAUGAGAAGUUGUAUUUUGGUCUCAGCUACGCCAAGAAUGGAGAGCUACUGAAAUACAUUCGCAAAAUUGGUUCAUUUGAUGAAACCUGUACUAGAUUCUACUCGGCUGAAAUAGUUUGUGCUCUAGAAUACUUACACAAUAAGGGGAUAAUACACCGAGAUCUGAAACCAGAGAAUAUUCUUCUGAGUGAAGAGAUGCACAUCCAGAUAACAGAUUUUGGGACAGCAAAACAGUUAUCAUCAGACAGUAAACAAGCAAGAGCAAACUCCUUUGUUGGAACAGCACAGUAUGUGUCUCCAGAGCUGCUAACAGAAAAAUCUGCCUGCAAGAGCUCUGACCUCUGGGCUUUGGGAUGUAUUAUCUAUCAACUGGUGGCUGGUUUACCACCGUUCAGAGCUGGAAAUGAGUACCUAAUAUUCCAGAAGAUAAUCAAGCUGGAGUAUGAAUUCCCAGAGAAAUUCUUCCCCAAAGCGAAGGAUCUUGUCAGACAGCUUUUGUCACUGGACCCCUCCAAGCGGAUUGGCUGCGAAGAGAUGGGAGGGUACGACCCAUUGAAACAGCACCCUUUUUUCGAUACCAUCUCCUGGAGUGACCUACACCUACAGACACCCCCCAAGCUCACGCCCUAUCUGCCAGCCAUGUCCGAGGACGAUGAGGACUGCUACGGAAAUUACGAUGAUCUCCUGAGCCAGUUCAGCAACAUGCAGGUGGCCCAGUCCAGCUCAUCACACUCCCUGUCGCCACAUGAAUCCACGCCCCCAAAGAGGUCCAGCAGCAACAUCGAGCAGUACAUCCAUGACCUGGACAACAACUCCUUUGAGCUGGACCUGCAGUUCACUGAGGAGGAGAAGCAACUACUGCUGGAUAAACAGACCACUGGAAACCCCUGGCACCAGUUUGUGGAGAAUAACCUGAUCCUCAAAAUGGGUCCAGUCGAUAAACGGAAGGGUCUGUUUGCUCGGCGGAGACAGCUGCUUCUCACUGAGGGACCACACCUGUACUACGUGGAUCCUGUUAACAAGGUCCUGAAAGGAGAGAUUCCCUGGUCCCCAGAGUUACGCCCUGAGGCCAAGAACUUCAAAACCUUCUUUGUUCACACGCCUAACCGAACAUACUAUUUGAUGGACCCCAGCGGAAAUGCUGACAGAUGGUGCAAGAAGAUCCAGGAAGUGUGGAGAAAGAUCUAUCAAAGGCACCAAAACCCUGGCCUAUAGGAGUACAGUUCCUCCUGUGGCCACUCCUCUUUAGCUCUGAGGCCAAUCACUGAGCAGAGUAACACCCUCUUUAGUGCCCUUCAUCACCGCAGUGUAAACAAACUCUUAGAGACGCUGGCAUCUAGACCUUGUUUGUUUUCCUGAGUAGAACCAUGGGAAAAAUACAACUUUGGAUUCAGGGUUGCUUUGCUUGUUCUUUGUGCUCUCUGUGAGGCUUCUAUUGCAUUUUUUCCAUGUAUGGAUGAUAAGACUGCCACCAUGCACAUCUGCUUUUUGUACAGUCUGCAGGAGGAAUAAGAAGGGCAAGCUUUUCCUAUAGAGUGAAACAAGCUUGGGUACUGCUAGGACUAUCUCAAAUGCAAGGACUGGUUUCCUGCUUCAAUGAUACCAUAACACAAAAUCUAGCUUUUGUGAACCAGAGCCUAUCCUGUUAUCUUAAUUAAACCAUAUCCUAAUCCUACAUCAUAUGUGCAAGCUGUAGUCAGGCCCCACUUCUAGUGCAUAUACUCCAUAGUUGUAACUAAUAGUGUAAGCUGAUUCAGUCUCACACGUUUACCAAACUCAAAUCCUACACAUAUACAUAUAUAUAUAAUUUUGUCAGAGCCCAAAUGUUCCCACGGUAUUUGAGUUGUUAUUUUAUUUUUUUUGUCUCUUGGUACUUGCUUAUUGCAGUCCAGUUAAGGUCUCUAUGUAACAAAGCAGAGUGCUGGUCUGCAGUGAGACAUGGGUCUGAAUAAGUCUCUGUACAAGUGUGAGCCUUCCGUAGCUGUUACUGAGGAUGUAUUGCUAACAGGGGGUGGGUAAACAUGCCACUAGCUUGUACUUUCUAAUCAUAACUUGCUUAUCUUUCCUGCAUGGCCAGUUUUGUAGCUCAGCUUUGUCCGCUUCUCUCUCCUAGGGCACUGGAGUUAUAGGUUAUUCAAGUUUAAAGGUGGGUAUUUUUGACUGCAUUGGCAACCAUUGCGAAUAUUAUUGGAUGAUUUGGCUGUUCUGUACCAUUCACUGGCUAUUUCUUUGUGGUGUGAAUUCUUUCAAUUUCCUUUUUUUCGGUGGGAUAGUCGGCUCAUCUUCAGUACGUCCUAUUGAAAACGAAAUCUUAUGUGCUGACCACCCCAUGCUGAACAGAAAACUUUCAUCAACAGAGAUACAUACACAUACUAUCAUUCUCGGAAGCAAUCACAAUAAAGCUGUCGUCCCUGGACAAAGUGGCAGAACUGCCUCGUUGGGCUUAUUAGCCCGUAUUUUUGUUUUGUUUUCAUUCUGACGUUUGGCCCAAUAGAAAUUAAAGCGAUUGAUUUAACUUGUGCUCUUGUUUUAGCAAUAUGUAUUAUCAUGAUGCUUUUAAUUUUUGACAUAAUACCUUCAGGUCCUUCCCAAAGGUCCUCUUCCUUCAGCUGAGUCUGUUUGUGCAGUGUGUGACUGGAGUAUAGGUGAAUAGGACCCUCAGGCCCUGGGGCCCAGGGGCCCAGGGCUGGUUGUGGUUGGAUGUCAGUUAAAGGAUAUCUAUCUGAUCCAAAUAACCGAUGAAAAUUGCUGUAUCUGUCUAUAAAGUUGAGAAAGCACUAGAGAAGUGUUUUCCUCUAGUUAGAGAAAUUGUUUGAAUCAAGUCGAUGGCAGUCGGUUACAUUGUGUAUGGAAUACUCUACCUGGCUUGUAACUGACUAGAACUGUGAUGUACAGAUGAUGUAUUAUUAAAAUCUGAAGCAAGUAAUGCAAUGAUAUUAGGA